CGCGCUGUCAUAGCAGUACGCGUCUGUCUGUCUCUACGCCUCUGCCCACACUAAUGCCACAGCUCUCCAUACUUCACUUAUUUGAACAUAUGAAUAAUUAAGUCGCUUUUGGAGGACUUUUUCUGUCAGAGUUAAACAGAGUGGAGAUGUUUCUUUAAACGGAGCUCGUUGGUCGUGAGGUGUUGUAGAGGAUUAUCAUUUCCUAACAGAAGAUUUGACAGUUAACCGCCUGGCUGGUGGUUGGCGUGGUGUUUUUGUUGAACUGCGACAGUCCUCACAGCAUCACGAGCUUCCCUUUCUGUCAUCAUCUGCCGCUCUUUUCAGUAGCAUUACUUAUUCUCUGCUCUAAAAUACAAGGAUGGAAAACAAAGCACUCGCUAAAGCCAUGUCCCGUAGGAGUUCUCGCCUGGUCUCUGGCGGCUACUAUAAUUCAGAUGAAGAGUCUGAUUCCAGCAGUGUGACAAACAUUUCCUACAGGGAAAACCCUGUAAAGGUUUUCAAGAAAAAGGCGGGGAACCGCAAGAGUGGUUCUCGCACCCCCACGAAAGCCAAAAGCAAUGCUAGAUCUUCUAGCCCCGAGCCACUCGACACAGCAGACCAGUAUGAUGGUCUGAGUCCUUCUCCCUCGACCACCCAGACUCAGACGACCAUGCGGACUGUACCCUUUGUUUCUGCCACCCCUCGGCCCGCUCUGACCCCGACGUCAACUAGAAGUCAGACACCUACAUGCUGUCCCUCAGCACCUUCGGAGACAAGCUCCUACACCCCUGGGCUCUAUGGUUCCAGUAGACCGGGAUUACACCUCAGACCAAACCUCAAGGACCUGAACCAGAGCAGUGUGGACAGCUCAGGGUACUCAUCCUCUGAGGGGACUCACAGGAAGCCCACAGCCGUCACCAGCGGCCCCAGCAGGAGCCACAGUAUUAGUCAGGAUGCCAUUGCUGGGUACAGAAGGAGAAUCAGCAGUGCCUUCUUUAGUAUGAUGGGCUCAUUGUCACUGAUGGCUGCUGCAGUUCACUCUAAAAUAUUACAUCUGACAGCUUUAGCUAAAAGGUCAUUCAGCUGUAACAUGAAGAAGGCUUGUGGUCUGGUCCUCCUCCUCCUCCUCCUCCUCGCUCUCCUACUAUGUAUUUGGCUCCUCCUUCCCAUGUUGAUCUCCCGCAUGUCUGUCACAAAGACCCCGUCACAAAUCAAACCUCAACCUGUUGUCCCUGCACCUCUUCCACCUCUGUCUCAACCUAAGACUGUGUAUCCUACACCUGUGGUGGAUCCAGCCAUUGUGUCUGCUGCCGUGGAAGCAAAGAUGCAGGGUCUUAUGGAAGAGCUGCAGCGAACACAGAAGGAACUACAGCUGAAGCAGGAACACCUUCUUUCCCAGUUGAAGGAGAGACUUCAGCUAGAUAUUCAGGACAUGAAAGCAAAUCUGGAUUCUGUGGACUUGAACAGUCGUCUGCGUCUGGAGCAGGAGGUCACUGGGUUGGGCAAGAAGAUGGUGGAUUACCAAACAGACACCAGCAACACUGCUGCCAGUCUCAGCCUCAAGAUCCAGGCUUUAGAGGCCCAGAAUGCCAAGCUGUCCCAGGAGUUGUCUUCCAUUCAGCUGAUACCUCCUCCCGCCCCUUGUCCCGAGACAAGCUCCGUCCCUGUCCAAAACCAGCUUACCCCAGAGCUCAAACAGGCCAUGGAGACGUGGCUCACUGACCGCAUCAAGGAGCAGGAUGCUUUGAGGUUCAGAGACAAAGGAUGCACCUCAGACUGUGGACGUCCCAUGGCAGAUAGAAUGGCUGACUUUGCUCUAGAGACUCAAGGUGCCAGUGUGAUCAGCACCAGGUGUUCAGAGACGUAUCGUAUCCGUUCAGCCUGUGUGACUCUUUUUGGAAUCCCUCUGUGGUACCCGUCUGAAAGCCCCCGUACUGUUAUUCAGGGCUACCCCGUCCUGCUCCCUGGGAAAUGCUGGGCGUUUCACGGCGUCCAGGGGACUCUAGUGAUCUCGCUGUCUCAUCCCAUCAGGAUAACUCAUGUCACGCUGGACCACCUGCCACGCUACAACUCCCCCACUGGCAACAUUGACUCUGCACCCAAAGACUUUGAAGUCUAUGGAAUGAAAAACGACACAGAAGAAGGAACUCUGCUGGGGACAUUCACCUACGAUGAACAUGGGGAAUCAACACAGACGUUUAAGCUGCCGAGCCCCAGUGACGAUGUGUAUCGAUACGUGGAGCUGCGCGUCCUCAGCAACUGGGGUCAUGUCGAGUACACGUGUCUGUACCGAUUCAGAGUUCAUGGACAGAUCGUCUCAUCAUGAGAAACCAGAUCCACUGACGACUCAUUCAGACGUAUCAGAGGGUACUCCUGCAAUGCACACUAUAUAGAUGAAAUAAAAAUAUAUUUGGUGAUGUUUUGAGGCCAAAUACUACUGAAAAUAAUGUUAAGUGUACUGCCACUUUGUGUCUGCAGGUUUUGCUGUGAUUAAAGAGGCAGAAACCAUAGAAGUUAAUUUUACUGAAAUAAGUGUAAAUGUUUUGCUGAUAACCAAAAAUUGACCAUUUUGAGCAUGAAGUUCUGGAAACUUUAUGUUUUGAUGAUUUAAGAGUGCCACAGAGUGAGUUUAUCCCUUUAUUGUUAAUGAAUGUUACUGCUGUUUAUCAGGUGUUUCUUUGUUGAAGUGGAGCUGAGAGAGAGGAAAGUAUCUCAGAAAAAAUAAGAAAUAACAAGGUUAGAAUAGAAAAAUAAAAUAAGGCAAUUAUAUGGUAAACUUAAAAAAAAAAAAAACUUUAAAUUACAAGAAUUAAGUAGGAAAUUCUGAGAUUCUUAAGACAAAAAUUGUUAGGAAAUAAUUUUCAAAUUAAAAUCUAAAAUUAACAAGAAAAAAAAAUGUAAGCACCACUUCCUCUUCAUGUUCCUGUCAUCUCACAUGGUUGAUAAAGGCCACGUCUGACAGGACAGUCCUCCUGGAUGAUGCUGAUGUUCAACUGAUGGGAUGAACUUUACAACGAACAAUACGUAGAAAUCAUGAAGAGGGCAGCACUGAAUGUAUUAAAAUCAUUUCAUCAUUUUUGUUUGUUCAGUUACAUUUAAUAAUGAGAAGUUUAAACUCAGCUUUUAUAACACACUGCAAAAACUUGAAUCAAGCAAGUAUUUUUCUUCAAUCUUUGGUCCAAAAUAUCAAACAAAUUUACUCGACAAGUCCAGAUAGAGAUCUUAUUUCAAGUUGUCAAAAUAACAAAAAUAAUGUCUGAAUUUCACUUGUUAGGUGUCUUAUCACAAGAUGCUUUGAAUCAGAUAGAACAUCUUGUUUUAAGACACCUAACAAGUAAAAUUUUUUCCCCCAUUGGCAGAAACAAGCUGUUCUCAGAUUUUCCCCUCAUGAUGUCAUGUGGGGAGUUAGCACCGCCCCCAGGUUGGAAGAAAUUUCUGCCCUCCUCUCCUGAUGGGC
Cheilinus undulatus (humphead wrasse) is the source of this 3436-nucleotide messenger RNA. Its product is annotated as SUN domain-containing protein 1. Gene Ontology annotation, cellular component: nuclear envelope; meiotic nuclear membrane microtubule tethering complex. Gene Ontology annotation, biological process: nuclear envelope organization. The record is from RefSeq and is a predicted model, not a curated record. NCBI's taxonomy places the organism in Eukaryota, Metazoa, Chordata, Actinopteri, Labriformes, Labridae. Gene Ontology annotation, molecular function: protein-membrane adaptor activity. The coding region runs from base 359 to 2305 and encodes 648 amino acids. The transcript is spliced from 17 exons.